Messenger RNA from Aspergillus aculeatus ATCC 16872, 4017 nucleotides. RefSeq names its product serine/threonine-protein kinase. Gene Ontology annotation, cellular component: cytoplasm. The record is from RefSeq and is a predicted model, not a curated record. The transcript is spliced from 10 exons. Gene Ontology annotation, molecular function: ATP binding; protein serine/threonine kinase activity. Gene Ontology annotation, biological process: protein phosphorylation. Bases 1 to 4017 code for a protein of 1338 amino acids. NCBI's taxonomy places the organism in Eukaryota, Fungi, Ascomycota, Eurotiomycetes, Eurotiales, Aspergillaceae.
AUGGUUUCUCGAUCAUCCGAACCGAGUGAGGGGCCACCUCCACCGUCCAAAACACCAGGCACUCCGGCCAAAUCACGACUGACGAGACUGGGGUCCAGCCCGACCAAACGAGAAGACAAAGGGAAAGACAGCAGGAUGAUCAAAUCAUCGGCGAAAGAUGUUGCCGAGCUCAAGGAUUUUCAAUUGGGUGACUGCCUAGGCAGAGGCGCGUUUGGCUCGGUGUAUAGAGCCCUCAAUUGGAACACAGGAGAGACCGUUGCUGUCAAGCAAAUCAAGUUGGCAGAUUUACCGAAGAGCGAAUUGCGGGUCAUCAUGCUGGAAAUCGAUCUCUUGAAGAACUUGGAUCAUCCUAACAUUGUAAAAUAUCAAGGCUUUGUGAAAUCCGCAGAGACUCUGAACAUCAUACUUGAGUAUUGUGAGAAUGGUUCUUUGCAUUCCAUUGCGAAGAAUUUUGGUCGCUUCCCUGAGAACUUGGUUGGCCUGUACAUGUCACAAGUGCUGCACGGCCUUUUGUACCUGCAUGAACAAGGUGUUAUCCAUAGGGAUAUCAAAGGAGCCAAUAUUCUCACCACUAAAGAGGGCCUUGUCAAGCUUGCAGAUUUUGGUGUCGCCAGUCGAACGACGGGGCUUAGUGAAUCCAGCGUGGUUGGCACGCCGUACUGGAUGGCUCCUGAAGUUAUAGAGCUCUCGGGUGCAACCACUUCGUCUGAUAUCUGGAGUCUUGGGUGCACUGUCAUUGAGCUUCUAGAAGGAAAGCCGCCAUACUACAAUCUUCAGCCAAUGCCAGCUUUAUUCCGCAUUGUCAAUGAUGAUCACCCACCUCUCCCACAAGGAGCCUCGCCGGCUGUCAAGGAUUUCUUGAUGCAGUGCUUUCAAAAAGAUCCCAACCUUCGUGUAUCGGCAAGAAAACUUCUUAAGCACCCCUGGAUUGUCAAUGCUCGCAGAACAGACUCAGUGGUUCCCAAGAAGUCGACCGAAUACGAGGAAGCUGUGAAGAGUGUGCAAGAAUGGAACGAAGCUCUUCGUUCUCCCGAAAUGGGGACGCUGCGCAAGCCUUUCAGGUUCGACACACAGGGCUCUGCAUCGUUCCGCCCAGAUCUGGGCCCGUCUCGGUAUGCACCAACGACAGACACACUCCCAAGUCCGGUCUCAAAGCAUGUUAAUCGAUAUCGAUCCCCUGAGUCUACUGAGGAGGACAACUGGGAUGAUGACUUUGCGACAGCAAUAUCCCCAAGCGCGUUACAGCUGCCUCAUCUUCGACCGCAAGAUAACUUUGGGGGCAUGUUGUCAUCUGAAAAGCUGAAAGCAUUCGCAUCACUCGAUGGGACAGUGCUCAAGUCAGAUGACGCCUUUUCGGAUUCUGAUGAUUCUUCCCUGAAUGGGUUUCCCGAAGCAGACUCCCUGCAAACCAUCCGUCCUUAUCCUUUGCGGCAAGCAGGAGUGGAGAGCACACCGAGUCAGCCCAAGACCACCAUAGCUGCCAUUCACCAAAAUGUGCCAAUUCUCAAAACCCCGGUGCCACCACUAAAACCACAGAGACCGACUUCCUUCUUCAAAGAAAACUCAGUCGAGGAUUAUUCCGACCUCAUCAAUGCUAAUGAGGAUGUUCUAGACCACAAACUUAGCGCCUUUCAAGAGACCGACGAAGAAACCGAUACGCCAGUCUCGCCAUCCAAAGAACUGGUUCGGUAUCAAGAAUCGCCAGAACGCAAUGAAGAUCAUGAGCCACAACUUCGAAAGCGGAUAUCUGUCAAACGCACCCGCUCCGACUUUGAAAUCCAGCGAUAUGCUGAGAACGAGCGCGACGAAGAUUUCUCUGAUAUCCUAGGUGCCGAUGAGGUUGCUCUAGACAGGCCGGAGAGCGAGAACAACUCAAACCAAAGCACGUUGAGACUCAAUUCCAAAUUGUCAAACAACUCGUGGCUUGGAGAUCAGGAUGAUGAAGAUGAUCCUUUCGCACAACUCGAAGAGGGACUUGAUGAAACGGACUUGGAGGCUAACAUCGCACGCGACAAGUAUGCACGUCUUAAGAGCCAGGUUGAAGGGCUCGUGAGCUCCUUGAAAACGUCCCAGGAUGAGGACGUACUGGGGGAAAUCUCCGAACAAUUGUUGACUGUGUUCUGUGACCUACCUGAAACGAAGAACAUCAUUAUUAGCGCUCAUGGAAUGCUGCCGAUCUUGGAGAUACUGGACAUAUGCCGUCGGCGUGACAUUAUACUCUGCCUGUUGCGCAUUGUCAAUGCGAUCAUCUUCAAUGACUACGACAUCCAAGAGAAUCUUUGCUUCGUGGGCGGAAUUCCCAUCAUAAAUGAGUUCGCCGCCAAGAAAUACCCGAGAGAGAUUCGUCUCGAAGCGGCAGCCUUUGUGCAGCAGAUGUACCAAACUUCAACUCUUACCCUGCAAAUGUUCGUCAGUGCGGGUGGUCUCAAUGUUUUAGUUGAGUUCUUGGAAGAUGACUAUGAGGACGAGCGUGACUUGGUCCUUAUUGGCGUCAACGGAAUUUGGAGUGUCUUUGAAUUGCAGGGUUCUACGCCAAAGAAUGACUUUUGUAGAAUAUUGUCACGCAAUUCUGUCUUGGAUCCCUUAUCACUCGUUCUCAGUCGCGUGCUGGAUGAAGAAGGCGAAUUAGCUGAGAUCGUCGAGGGCCGGAUUGCAAACAUCUUCUUCAUAUUCUCGCAGGCCGAAAACCAUGUGAAGGAAAUGGUGGCAGAGCGAACGGUAUUGCAUAGAGUCUUGAAGGAAUUAAGACGGAUGACACCGCCACACCAAAUCACUAUGCUGAAGUUCAUUAAGAACUUGUCAAUGCUUUCCACAACACUCGACGCGCUUCAGAACUCAAAUGCAAUCGAUGUUCUUACAGACUUGUUACGAUCUACCAUCAAACGCCCACACUUCCGGGAGGUUUCCAACCAGAUCCUCAACACUAUCUACAACAUGUGUCGCCUGAAUAAGUCUCGACAAGAAGAUGCAGCUUUGAAUGGCAUCGUACCUCUUCUUCAGAAAAUUGUGAAAACAGAGCGGCCUUUGAAGGAGUUUGCCUUGCCUAUUCUCUGUGACAUGGCGCAUUCUGGGAAGGUCGGUCGUCGUGAACUGUGGCGUAACAAAGGGCUUGCAUUCUACAUCUCUCUUCUGUCAGACCCGUACUGGCAAGUUACAGCUCUGGAUGCUAUUGUCAACUGGCUUCAAGAAGAAACUGCUAAGGUCGAGGAGCAUCUCCUUGAUAAUCGUUAUGAACGAGUUUCAUUUACAGACUCUAUUCUCAGGUGUUUGACUGUCUCCAAGGCAAACGCUUUUGAGAAUCUCCUGGAGCCACUCCAGAAACUUCUCAGGCUAAGCCCGCCGAUUGCAUCGACUUUCGCAAGACCCGACAUAUUCACCAAGAUUGGACAGAAAUUACGCCACAACAAAGCUGCGGUACGGCUCAACAUGCUGCGCAUUAUAUCGAGUAUCUGCGAUUCCAGCGAGGAGCAGGGUGGCCUUCUUGCCAGAUACGGUCUCCUGGACGCAAUUCGAGAACUUGAACACGACCCAGCAAUUUUGGUCAGGGACAUGGCCGGCAAGCUGAUACAGUCUAAUGAGAAAAGUGAAUCAUAUCACUUAGAAAAGCGCAAACCAGGCGUUAGACGGCGGAGUAAUUCAACCACUCCACCAAGUCUGCUUGCAAAUCAAUCGGCCCCGGCCACUCCACAGAUGAAUCGGUUCAGUCAGUCCAAGGCUUACUUUGACGGGCGAGAAAGCCAACGCCAUCCCCGAAAUGCCCUCGGUAGCUCAGCACUGGCUCUUCGACCUGGAAGUCGAGAUGGGCUAAGUUCCAGCCUCACGGCGGGAGUCAAUCCCGCACCUGGAGCUUCGAGGAAUAGGAUUUCACGAGGCGUCGGUAACCGACUAUCUCACGUCGAUUUCCUGGCGGAAGACGAGUCCAGGCCUGCAAGCUCAUUAUCGCGUCGUCGCUCAAUUCUUCCGCAGCGCCGACGUCCGACACAUACUGAGGCGGAUUGGACGUCCAAAGCCCCUUGA